AAUGACUAUACCAUUCAACAAAUUUAAACAUGUGUUGACAUAACACGAGUUAAUUGCUAUAAAUGUUAGAUGUGUAAUCGUAUAAGCUUCUUUGGACUAUUACGUAGCACUUGUGGUGUUGCUUGCAAAUUUUUAGGGGUCGACUUCUCUCUAUACGGCUCAAACAGACACAAGUGUCCCCAAUUUGAGCGCAGAGACAAAAGACAGGCCGUCCUACGCAUCACAUUACACCUGAGAGUCGCAGACAUUACGGCACAGCAUCACGUGACAAGAAGCGCUGCCGCGUUGCAGGGAGUGCGAGGACAUUUGCUCUGAGCAGUUUCAACAAAAGUUUGCAUCUCAUGCGGCGAUUCACGUCUUUAGAUGGAUCUCCAAAAGAUCAAAUAACGGCGCUCUUAGAUGAUCUCGAACUCCGUGUUGAAAAAAUACGAGAGAUGGCCGUUCAGGUGGAGGACGGGAAAGAACAAUUACUUCAGACUUUGUGUGAGUUGCAGGAUGGUGUCGAUAUGAAUAGACUAUCAGAGGUAGAUAAGGAAGAACUAAAGCUGACAGCAGAAAGAGUGAUGAAUCGUUGUCUUACCAUCUCAGUUCAAGUAGAGACGAUAAGAAGCAAAGAACAAGAGUCUGCCUGGCAGGCAAUUAGUAAAGUCAUAAAAGAACUGGCAGACAAGAGCGAAGUAGACGUUAGCAGUACACACAAAGCGGCUGUCGCUUGUUACAACGCCUGCCUAUCUGAUCCUCCUUCUAAUGCUAUUGACUAUCGUUUUCAAGGAAUGCUACUCGACUGUUGCGUAGAAGACCAGAAACGUGUUCGAAGUCGUCUGCUACAACUCAUUGAAGACACACAGGCCGGCAACAGACCUGAAGGAACAAGAGACGGGCACAUAUGCACGUACCCACCACUUAGUGGAGCAGCAAGACAAAAGUACGAUCCGAACAAACCUCUUGCAAUUGGAAGAUCAAGUGAAGCGAGCAGCUGCGAUGGUGAGACAAAACCAGACGCCAUUCGACUGCACAGUCCCGAUAGCUACGUAGACAGGGACUACUUACCGCAAGAGGGCUGUUCGUCGGCUCUUGGAACAGCAUUUAAUACUUCUUGUACGUAGUUGUAGUGUUUUACGUGCACGUGACGACCCGCCCAAUGAAUAAUUGAAGACAUAGUUGGUCUUAGCACGUGACUACCGGAUUUAGCAACAAUUAGUGGGUGGGUUGCCGGAUUUUAGCUCAACCCUCAACGUCAGUCAUUAGCCUGUGUCGCGGCGUUUCCUAGUUAGUUUGACGUUGGUAGACGAAGCGGUGUCAUGAUGAGAUUUACCAUUUUCUUGCAAUUUCUUUGUUGGACAUCACUACUGGCUGUUGAUGCCUAUUAUUAUGUGCGGCCGUCGGCACCAAAGUGUGGAGUGGGUCACUGGUCAGACUGGUCUCCUUGGCAGCCCUCCUGCCCAUCGUGUUCAAGUCAUGCAGCAAAGAGAUCCCUCGAUGAUGACAGCAUUGAAAGAGAUCGACGCAGUUAUCCUUAUGGUGGCAGUUAUUCUUACAGUGGCAACCAACGUGUUAUCCAGAAGCGAUUCAGGUCAUGUACUGGAGGGAGAUGUAUAGGGAAAAGGAAAUGCUAUGGACGAUCUGCUCAGCAACGAUA
This is a messenger RNA of Corticium candelabrum, 1639 nucleotides long. RefSeq names its product BAG family molecular chaperone regulator 2-like. The record is from RefSeq and is a predicted model, not a curated record. The transcript has 4 exons. NCBI's taxonomy places the organism in Eukaryota, Metazoa, Porifera, Homoscleromorpha, Homosclerophorida, Plakinidae. Gene Ontology annotation, biological process: protein stabilization. The coding region runs from base 342 to 1106 and encodes 254 amino acids. Gene Ontology annotation, molecular function: protein-folding chaperone binding; adenyl-nucleotide exchange factor activity.